AUGUUGUCAGACUGCUUACUGAACAACUUCAGAAUAACGUCCCAGAUAGGGUCAGGUGCAUAUGGACUUGUGUUCCAUGUGGUGGACAUACUGACCAACCGUGAAUAUGCAGUGAAAACCGUCUUCAAGUCUUCCUCGAUGGAUGAGUUUUAUAACAAGAACGGCUUAAAUAACAACUCUCAAGUAGCACGAACCACUCUUCUACAAACACAGCUGUAUCACUUUUUCAAAAGUUUCCAAAAGAAGUUGUUUUUGCCUUUGGUUGAUCUAGAUUCGAUAUUACAGUUGACAGAAAACGAAUUAAAUAGGCUACCACACUACAGGGAGAUUGCGUUUCAGUUGAAAGUGCAGUCGCACGGAAAUAUCGUGAAGAUUCACCAAGUUUUGGAAUCGUCCAUUGCCACCUUCAUAGUGAUGGAUUAUUACGACAGAGACCUUUUCACGUCGAUAGUAGACCAUAAGCAUUUUAUAAAUGAUGGGGUUUUGAUCAAGAAAGUUUUUCUACAACUUUGUUCAGCGCUGGACCACUGUCAUCGUCUCGGUAUAUAUCAUUGCGAUAUCAAGCCAGAAAACGUUCUACUAGAUCGCAACGAUAACGCUUAUUUAUGCGAUUUCGGGCUUUCCACUAAAUCCAAGUAUUUGGCUCCAAAUGUGUGUGUUGGAAGUUCAUACUACAUGGCUCCAGAAAGAAUACUGUAUUGUUUGAAUACCACAACCAAUGGCAUACAUGUCGACGAGUGCUGCUCAAGCCUCCCCACGGAUACAGGGGACAUAUGGUCCUUAGGCAUCAUUCUCAUCAAUCUAACUUGUAUCAGAAAUCCAUGGCUGAAAGCUCAUCAGAAGGAGGAUAACACGUUUCAUCAUUUUGCAAAUGAUAACAACGUCUUGAAGAAAAUACUGCCUCUAUCGAAUGAACUGUUCGCCGUGUUAACGAAGAUUUUACAGUUGAAUCCUUACACAAGAAUUGAUAUGAAAACAUUGAUGUCCGAAGUUUCCUCUCUUACUUCCUUUACCAAAGAAGGCCCCUUAUCUCAAGUUCCAAUUUUAUCUAGUGAAGUGUAUAUGACGCAUAUCAUAAGGAAUGAGAAUCUAUUUUUGGAUGAUUUAUCACAUUUCGCUGCAGACCAAGAACAAGACCAAGAACAAGAGCAAGUACAAGAGCAAGUGCCAGAGGAAGAGCAGGAGCAAGAAGAAGACGUUGAACCGGAAAGUGAUAUUCCAUCAACUUAUAAUAGUGACGGAAGUAUGGAAAAGUAUGAAUACACUAACAACCACAACAACAAUACUUUUUUAAGUUCGUCAAUGGACAGUACACCCUACCAAUCCGAUAUUGAUGACGUUGGUGCUUUCAAGGACUGUAAGCUCCAGCAGGAUACUUUGAGAAAUAGACUAUUAUGCUUACAAAUGAAUUUUUCCACUUUCACAGAUGGCCCAAACGAGAAAUGGUUACCAGAUUAUUGA
Saccharomyces mikatae IFO 1815 is the source of this 1461-nucleotide messenger RNA. RefSeq names its product putative serine/threonine protein kinase SKS1 (gene SKS1). The record is from RefSeq and is a predicted model, not a curated record. Gene Ontology annotation, biological process: protein phosphorylation. The transcript has a single exon. Gene Ontology annotation, molecular function: protein kinase activity; ATP binding. Lineage: Eukaryota; Fungi; Ascomycota; Saccharomycetes; Saccharomycetales; Saccharomycetaceae. The coding region runs from base 1 to 1461 and encodes 486 amino acids.